Neurospora tetrasperma FGSC 2508 is the source of this 1113-nucleotide messenger RNA. RefSeq lists its product as uncharacterized. The record is from RefSeq and is a predicted model, not a curated record. The transcript has a single exon. Lineage: Eukaryota; Fungi; Ascomycota; Sordariomycetes; Sordariales; Sordariaceae. Gene Ontology annotation, cellular component: nucleus. Bases 1 to 990 code for a protein of 329 amino acids.
AUGAGUUGCUCUUGCAACACCGCCGCGCUGCGGAUCUUUGUGCGAAACGUCGCCAACAUCCAAGUACCCUCAUCUCAACAAGUCACCCCAAGAGCGCUUCCUGGCUUCCACCGGCAAAUUACUACAUCUCUACCUUUCCAUACACGAUUUCUACACACAACGCGCGCUGCCCGAAGCGAUUCCACAGAGCAUGUCUCCGAGGAGACAUCAACGGCCACAGAGAAACCGAAAGCCCCGAAACUGCUCUUCCGAAAAACCAAUGCUCCUGCCAACCCGAACUGGAUGGGAGAGCAGCCUCCAAGACGUCCAGACCACAAGCCUCGAGAGUUGAAAAAAGCCAGGCGAGACCAUGGAGCGCACGCAUCGCAAGAAGAAGGAGACCACAAAGAGCCUACAAAGAAGAAGAACAGGUGGAGAGACCUACCAGAAGAGGAGCGUCGAGAACUCUAUGCCAAAAUGGGCAAAGAAAUGCCCGACGAGGCCGAGAGGCAAGCGCGGAAGCAAGAGCAACAGCAGCAAAAGCUGAGGGCGUCCCUCGAGGAGCCCAAAAAGCACAACCCGGCCCACCCCAGGCGAGAGAGCUGGCAACAUCAGAAGAACGCUUUGAAAGAAAAGUUCCCUGAGGGUUGGAAGCCGCUCAAGAAGCUGUCGCCCGACGCGCUGGAGGGCAUUCGGGCGCUGCAUAAGCAGUUCCCUGAGGAGUACACGACCGAAGUGCUGUCCAACAAGUUCCAGGUGUCGCCCGAGGCGAUCCGCAGGAUCCUCAAGAGCAAGUGGCGGCCGGACCCGGAAGAGGAGAUUGAGCGCCAGGAGAGGUGGUUCAAGCGUGGAAAGCAGAUUUGGCAGAGGUAUGCCGAGUUGGGCGUGAAGCCGCCCAAGAAGUGGCGGGAGCAAGGCAUUAGACCGAAUAAAUACUGGAAGGAAGGGGAGGAGAAGACGUUCAAGGAUCGCCAGAUUGCGAAUGUCAAGCUGCAUCGGAGCUUGUUGUGAGAAGGGGAGUCCAUUCCUCACUCUACUAUCUACCUGCUCUUGGGCAUGAAACGAGAGAAUCUGGCUUUGGCGGCGUGGCAGCAAGCAAUCAGAUCACCGCUCAAUACCCAAGUUACGACCGAC